Molecule: messenger RNA, 1215 nt
Organism: Osmia bicornis bicornis
Lineage: Eukaryota; Metazoa; Arthropoda; Insecta; Hymenoptera; Megachilidae
Gene: nmdyn-D7
Product: nucleoside diphosphate kinase 7
Exons: 9
Coding region: 4-1158 (384 amino acids)
Biological process (GO): GTP biosynthetic process; UTP biosynthetic process; CTP biosynthetic process
Cellular component (GO): centrosome
Molecular function (GO): ATP binding; nucleoside diphosphate kinase activity
Source: RefSeq, a predicted model, not a curated record
AUAAUGUCAGUGGAUCAUAAUGAAAAGUAUAUCUUUGAGGCAGAAUGGUACGACAAAAUAGCUGCGAUUUUAAAAAAGUUUUACCUUUAUUAUUAUCCAUAUGACAAUACAGUCGAAUUGUUCGAUACAAAAGCUAGAAAAACAUUUUUAAGAAGAACACAAUGCGAGGGGAUAGAAGCAAAGGAUUUUUACGUAGGUGCUACCGUAACAAUAUUUUCACGAAAUAUAAGAAUAACAGAUUACGCGGAUUGCGUUACAAGGACAAAAUUGCAAACAAAAACUCAAAAAACAUUUGCUAUGUUGAAACCAAAUGUUAUUGAUAAACUGGGAGAGAUAUUAAAACGUAUAAUUUCUUGCAAUUUUCAUAUUGCAAACAUUAAGAUGAUUAAGUUAACUAAAGAAGAGGCAACAGAAGUGUUCAAAGAUCAAGUUAAUACUAAUAUAGCGUAUGUUGUAAAUCAUCUCAGUUCGGGUCCUAUUGUGACUUUAGAAUUAUUAGGGGAAAAUGCAGUUGCACGUUGGAAAGAAGUAAUAGGACCAGAUGAUAGCGAUGGAGCACGCUUAACGGCUCCCUCUUCUAUCAGAGCAUGUUAUGGAAAAGAUACAAUUCACAAUGCUGUACAUGGUUCUGAAAAUGAAGCAGCUGCAGCAAAAGAACUGCAAUUUUUCUUUCCUGGUCCAAAAAGCACAGAAAAGGGACCACCUAAUACAGCAACAUUACAGAAUUGUACUUGUUGUAUCAUUAAACCGCACGCUGUUCAAGCUAAAUUAACUGGAGAUAUCAUUGAUGAUAUUCAGAAGGCUGGUUAUAUCGUUUCGGCUAUACAACAAUUCUGUGUGAAUCCAUUUGAUGCAGAGGAAUUUUUAGAAGUUUACAAAGGAGUACUUCCUGAUUACGCGGCUAUGGUAGGAGAACUGCAGUCAGGACCGUGCAUCGUUAUGGAAAUAAAGCAUCAAGAUGAAAAGUACGAUGUUCACGGAGAAUUUAGGAAACUAUGCGGCCCUAUGGAUCCGGAUAUUGCAAGACAAGUGAGACCAGAUACUCUUCGCGCAAAGUAUGGAAAAACCAAAGUACAAAAUGCUAUACACUGUUCUGAUUUACCAGAAGAUGGAAUACUAGAGGUGGAGUACUUUUUCAAAAUUCUUGACAGCAAUUGAAUUUUAAGAGCAUGUAAUUUAUACUACUUUUUUACAAUAAAGAAUGCUUAAACAGAA